This is a messenger RNA of Dendrobium catenatum, 1409 nucleotides long. Its product is annotated as heat stress transcription factor A-1-like. The transcript has 2 exons. The record is from RefSeq and is a predicted model, not a curated record. The coding region runs from base 170 to 1240 and encodes 356 amino acids. Gene Ontology annotation, biological process: regulation of transcription by RNA polymerase II. Gene Ontology annotation, cellular component: nucleus. Lineage: Eukaryota; Viridiplantae; Streptophyta; Magnoliopsida; Asparagales; Orchidaceae. Gene Ontology annotation, molecular function: DNA-binding transcription factor activity; RNA polymerase II cis-regulatory region sequence-specific DNA binding.
GGAGCCUAAAAGGACGGAUUCUGUGCUCUUUCUUUCCAGCUGAUUUCCUCUGCUCUUCUUCUUCUGAUAAUCUUAUCGUUAAAUUAGGGUUUGGAAGUUCUUCGGUACGCAAUCCAAUACUUGCUUCCAUAACGCGGUCUGAUCUACUCCUGUCAAAGUCGGGACUCCAAUGGAACCGGAGAAGCCAAACGGCAGCACCGGCGGGGGUGGAGUGCCGCAUCCGUCCACCUUUCCUCCAUUUCUGACGAAAUGCUACGAUAUGGUGAACGAUCCCGCUACGGAUGACACUGUUUGCUGGGGCGAUAGUGAAAAUACCUUCAUCAUUAAAGAUCAGCACACUUUCUCACGGGAUCUUUUGCCCAAGUAUUUCAAGCAUAGUAAUAUCUCCAGCUUUAUCAGGCAACUCAAUACUUACGGCUUCAGGAAAGUUGAUCAUGACAAGUGGGUCUUUAAAAAUGAUGGAUUUGUAAAAGGCCAAAAGGUUCUAUUAAAAACUAUCACACGAAAGAAAUCACCCUACAACAAUAUUAAUCCGCAGCAACAAAUUCAAGGGAAACCAUCCUCUGUCAAAGCCGUUGAAGUUGGUCAAUUUGGUAUUGAGGAGGAAAUUGAAAGGCUCAAAAGAGAUAAGAAUCUUCUCAUGCAGGAGCUGGUAACAGUAAGGCAGCAUCAACAAAACACUGAUGCCGAACUAAAUGAUUUGAGGCAGCGUCUCCAAGUAAUGGAACUGAAUCAACAACAGAUGCUCUCAUUUCUCGCAAUGGCUGUACAGAGUCCUACUUUUUUAUCCCAACUGGUGCAGCAGAACAUAAACGGCCGAUGGAGGUCUGAGAUGAAUAAGAAGCGAAGGCUUCCUGCCUUAGAAGAUGGAUUAGGCUCAUCUGAUAAGCAGAUUAUAAAGUAUGAACCAUCUCUCAUGGAAGCAAUAGAGUUAAGUUCCGAUCCAUCAAAGAGUUCUCAGUCGGUUUGUAAUGGCAUUAAUGACUUGUGCGCUAAUGUGGAUCAUAUAUCCAUUGGGGAAGAAGACUCAUGCAAGUCUGCAGAAGGGGAAAAUAGUAUAGAUUUUUCAGAGUAUUUAGAGAAGCUUUUAAUAGAUAGUCCUAUAUUGGAGAAUAAUGGACAAACAGAGCCACUUUAUUUUGAUAUUCCUGACUUCAAUUUUGAUUUUGAUUUUCCAGUGCAGGAUGUAGAAAUGGAAGCAUCCCCAAAUACAGCUUCUUCAGGUGAAGUAUUACUGUAGAUUUUUUUAUUUUUUCUUUGUGUUGGUGUUUAUACACACAAGAUAGAAAACAGUCUCAAUAUAUAAUGUAGAUAUAUAUAUUUGUAUACCAUCUGAGGAUGGUUGCUUUGGUUUCUUGUUUUUGCUGAAGUUGAGUAAUGAAUAUAUAUUAGUGCAUUCUUUUUUUUUU